Fonsecaea pedrosoi CBS 271.37 is the source of this 756-nucleotide messenger RNA. RefSeq lists its product as uncharacterized. The record is from RefSeq and is a predicted model, not a curated record. Lineage: Eukaryota; Fungi; Ascomycota; Eurotiomycetes; Chaetothyriales; Herpotrichiellaceae. Bases 1 to 756 code for a protein of 251 amino acids. The transcript has a single exon.
AUGGGGAGGCUAGACGGGACAGUGAGCAUCAUCACGGGCGGUGCCCGCGGAAUGGGCGCGUCUCACGUUCGUGGAUUCGUGGCCGAAGGAGGGAAAGUUGUCAUUGGCGACGUCCUUGAAAAUGAGGGCCAGACGCUGGCAGCUGAACUGGGAGAUUCUGCGCGCUUCGCAAGGCUCGACGUCACUUCGGACGAAUCGUGGAGGCAUAUCAUCGCGCUGACCGAGCGGGAUUUUGGUCCCGUUGACAUUCUCAUCAACAAUGCCGGGGUCGUUCUGUGGAAACCCCUAGGGGCGACGAGCACCGAGGAAUUCAAGAGAGUUGUUGACAUUGACCUUGUCGGUCCGUUCAUCGGCACCCGAGAAGUCGUCCCCUCAAUCAAGAAGACUGGGAGAGGAGGCGUCAUUAUCAACGUCUCCUCGACAGCCGGCUUACAGGGUUUCGCCUACACAUCAUCCUACGUGGCGGCGAAGUGGGGUCUGCGUGGCCUCACAAAGGCCAAUGCGCUUGAGCUCGCCCAGGACAAUAUUCGCGUCGUCUCGGUCCAUCCUGGUGCGGUAGAGACGCCCAUGACUAAGAAAGUCACCCCAGAAUCCUAUUCUCAACAGCCAAUUCCUCGCAUGGGCAAGACUGAUGAGGUCACCUCUCUCAUGGUGUACCUUGCGGCCAGCGCCACUUUUAGCACGGGUUCAGAAUUUGUCAUUGAUGGAGGAGCUUUACUAGGACCGAUAGUGAAGGUACCUCUAGAGUCAGAGUAG